GCGACGGUUCUUCCAAUAUGGGGGUUCUCUCUAUUUCAAAGUUACUUUUUCUUUUUUAUUACUUUAUUUCUGUUGAAACAAAAUGCCCCAUAAAUUGUGAGUGCGUUCGUAACAUAGUCCGAUGCGCCAAUCAGGGUUUGAUGUCAGUUCCGGCGGUGCCAGAAGAAAUCUUUACUCUGGACUUACAAGCCAACCGCAUCUAUGACAUUGCUCCAGGGAUCUUCAGUCAUCUCUACAAACUCAGAUCACUUCUGUUAAACGACAACAAGCUCACGGAGUUACGUAAUGGAAUGUUCUAUGGGGUCCGACGUGUGAAGUACCUGUACUUAUACCGGAACAAAAUCACAAGUAUUGAAUCGGGAGUAUUCCAGGGAAUGCAAUAUUUGGAGCAUUUGUAUUUGCACGUCAAUGAAAUACACACUUUUGACCCUCUGACAUUUUCAAACUUACCUCAACUGGAACGCCUGUUUCUUCAACACAACAACCUGAAGACAAUUCCACUGGGUUCAUUCAGAGGUUUACCAAAACUCCAAAAGCUUAGAUUGGAUAGCAAUCCUCUAAAAUGCGACUGCUCAAUGGUUUGGUUUGUUAAAAUGAUUAAUGAACACAGCGUUAUGACGGUAGCAGCAACUUGUUAUGAGCCUUCGGGAGCUGCAGGGAUGUCUUUGGCCGCUAUGAAAGAAUCGGAUUUUCAAUGCAAAAAACCUGAAUUCCAAAAAGAACCGGAAGACAUACUUGUGGAUUUUGGGCAGAAUGCUUUGUUCGUAUGUUCGGCAACUGGAGAACCUGCCCCUGAAAUUAUUUGGUAUCGUGAUGCUACUGUUGUUUCUCUUGAAAGAUCAAGAUAUGAAAUAAUGGAAAACGGAUCGCUUAUGGUCCAUGAAGCUGAGGAAAAUGAUGUUGGAAUUUUUGAAUGUAAAGCAAAAAAUUCAGUUGGAGAAGUACGAUCGAAACCAGCAAAAAUGAUGGUUCAUAGCCAAGAAAAAAAAGAUGGUUUUCCAAUCUUCACAAUUUUACCUCGAAAGCAAGAAGUUAGCAUCAACCAACCUUUAGUAAGGUUUGACUGCACUGCACGCGGAAAUCCAGAGCCCCACAUUUCUUGGUUAUUCAAUGGAGAAAAAAUGCUUCUCUCUGAUCGAGUCACCAUGCGUCACAAUGGUUCCAUUUUUAUAGAAAACGUUGAAUUAAACGAUAGUGGGAACUAUACAUGCGAAGCCGAGAACAUACUUGGUAAAAUUUCAUCUUCAGGCAGCCUCGAAGUAAUGGUUCCUCCUGCGUUUAUAAUGGUACCAAAGGAUCAAACAGCUGCUCUUGGAGAUACAGUAUAUUUUACUUGUACGGCUAGAGGAGUGCCAAAACCACAAAUUACUUGGUAUAGAAACACCAUGAUUCUGCCUCCAGACGAAAGCUUCAUUUUAAGCGAUAACAAUCAAAAUUUAACAAUAACAGAAAUCAGUGGGGAUGAUGACGGAAUUUAUCACUGCAGAGCAGAGAAUUCAGAAGGUCUUACGGAAAUAUCUGCUUUUCUAAAAGUGGAACAAAAUAAAAUCAUUGUUCCUAAAAUUGUGUUACGCCCAGAAGAUUUAGAUGCUUUCGAGGAAACGUCUGUACAGCUACCAUGCAAAUAUGAGAGUGAGCCACCUGGUAAUGUGGAAUGGAGAAAAAAUGGGAACAGACUUACUACGAAUGAUCGCUUAUCUAUAACAAUAAUUGGUAGCUUAGUUAUCAAAAAUAUUACGUUAGCUGAUAGUGGCAGUUAUGAAUGCUCGGUUCACAAUGAAUAUGGGCGUGAUACUGCGGCUGCAUUUUUGACAGUAAAAAAUCGUGUAGUACCUGGUGAAGAAUAUAUCAAUAUAGCCUUAACUCAAGCCACCCGAGAUGUUGAUCAAGCUAUAGCUCGAACUGUUGAAGAACUAUUUAAUAAUAAGCGUAGAGGUACUAGUUUCCAUGAGUUAUAUCGAAUUUCUAGAUUUCCUGACGCAUCUGCUCGGGACAUUGCAAAAGCGGCGGAUAUCUAUGACAGAGCAUUAUACAUUAUACGAGAGUAUAUGGUGAAUGACUUAAAUGUUACAGUUGAUGGACAAUUUAAUUAUGAAAAUUUUCUUUCCAAAAAACUUUUGGACGUGAUUGCAACUUUAUCUGGAUGCGUAGUACAUAGAGAAGCUAAAGAUUGCUCAGAUAUGUGCUAUCAUACUAAAUAUCGAAGCAUUGACGGUAGCUGCAAUAACCUUGAAUCUCCAACAUGGGGUUCUUCCUUGACCGCUUUUAGACGUAUACUGUUUGCACAAUACGAAAACGGUUUUAGUCAGCCAAUAGGUUGGAACGUAAAUCAUAAAUAUAAUGGAUAUACAUUGCCAAGUUCGCGUUUAGUGUCAACAACGGUGAUAACAACGAAGAAUAUAACUCAGAGUGAGUAUUACACCCACAUGUUAAUGCAAUGGGGUCAGUGGUUAGAUCACGACUUAGAUCAUGCGCUCCCGUCAGUAAGCUCACAAACAUGGGAUGGGGUUGACUGUAAAAAGACUUGUGACUAUGCACCACCUUGUUUUCCCAUUGAAGUACCACAAGGUGAUCUCCGAAUAACAAAUCGUCGUUGUAUUGAUUUUAUUAGGACAAGUGCUGUUUGUGGCUCAGGAAUGACUUCAGUUUUAUUUGAAAAUCUUCAAGCAAGAGAACAAAUCAAUCAAUUAACUUCAUUUAUUGAUGCGUCCCAGGUUUAUGGUUAUGAAAAAAACAUCGCUGAAGAUUUACGUGAUUUGACAAACGACAAUGGUACUCUGCGAGUAGGGGCCAAAUUUCCGGGUCGCAAGCCACUUUUACCUACAACUGGCUUGAAUGCAAUGGACUGUAGGCUAAAUCUUGAAGAAAGUACUCGAAGUUGCUUUGUUGCCGGAGAUAUUAGAGCCAAUGAGCAAAUCGGACUUGCUGUGAUGCAUACUAUAUUUAUGCGGGAGCACAAUCGAAUUGCUACCGAGUUAAAGACAUUAAAUCCUUUCUGGGAUGGGGACCGACUAUACCAAGAGGCUAGAAAGAUAGUGGGGGCAGAAAUGCAAAUCAUAACGUAUAGACAUUGGUUACCGAUAAUUCUGGGCCGCGAAGGAUAUUCUUUAUUAGGGGAAUAUACUGGGUAUGACCCAUAUUUGAAUCCUUCUAUAUCAAACGUAUUUGCUACAGCAGCGCUUAGAUUUGGUCAUUCCAUUAUUAAUCCGAUUCUCAACCGCUAUGACGAAAACUUUGAAACGAUCCCUCAAGGUCAUUUAUUGUUACGUGAUGCUUUCUUUUCUCCUUGGAGAUUAGUUGAUGAAGGAGGAGUGGAUCCAUUACUGAGAGGUAUGUUUGUAACUCCAGCGAAACUCAAGACACCCACGCAAAAUUUAAACUCUGAACUCACUGAAAAACUGUUUUACUCUGCUCACGCUGUAGCUCUUGAUUUAGCAGCCAUGAACAUACAAAGAGGGCGUGAUCAUGGUAUUCCUGCUUACACUAAAUGGCGUGAUUUUUGUAAUAUGACAGAGGUCAACAGUUUCGAUGACUUAGCCAAUGAAAUAUCGGAUCCAUCUGUUAGAGCUAAGCUGAAAGACCUAUAUGGUUCCGUGUUUAAUAUCGACGUAUGGGUUGGUGGUAUAUUAGAAGAUCAAGUAGAGGGUGGUAUGGUUGGACCUUUGUUCCGGUGUCUCCUUAUUGAACAAUUUCAACGUUUACGAAGUGGUGAUCGCUUCUGGUAUGAAAAUCCUUCAACCUUCAAAUCAGAUCAGCUGAGGGAACUCAAACUUAAGACAAACUUAGCUCGCAUUAUUUGUGACAAUGCUGACAAUAUUGAUACAAUAAACCAGAAUGUGUUUGUACUUCCUGAAAUUCAAGAAGGGCUUAUGUCCUGUGAUGAUCUGCCAAAGAUUGACCUUCGCUACUGGGUGGACUGCAAAACUUGUCAUGACAAUUUUGAUUUAGAAAAUAAUCGCGUUCGGAGAGAUAUUGGAAAAGCUAACCUUGCUGAUCAGUUGAAAGAAAAUGAGUUUAUGCUUGAAGAUCUGCAAGACUCUGUAAACAUUCUAAAGAGUACGGUUAAAGACUUAAGAAAGAAGGUUGAAGAGCUAGAGAUGAAGAAUAAUAAAAAAUAAUUUUUUUAAUAAUCACUUUUCAGGAAUAAAGCUAUAAUUUUUUAAAUAUACAUCAAUAUAAUCUUAAUAUUGAUGUAUAAUAUUUGACAUAUUAUAAUAAAUAUAUAAUAAUUUACAUUAAGUAAAUAGCGAUAGGUGGUAGGCGACUACGGGUUUUUUAAAAGUGGGAGAGUCACGCUGCCGUCUUAUGACGUCAGCACAAUCGGGGCAGACACAUCCGGGUUACUUACCACACUCGCACAGAACACCGGCGUUAAGUAGCGGCCUAGGGCCGCUAUGUUUCGCAUAGGUUAGUGUCCAGGACCAGAGGCCAUCCCCCCCCCCCCCUACCAACAAGAUUAUGAAAGUGGUCCUACAAGAGAUAUUAUUACCCAGGAGGGUAGCCGGAGAAUCCCUCCCCGAGCAUUCUCGCUCGGGCUGCCCCUCGUAUUUUGGGAGCCUAUAUAUGCCUUUUAAUUUAUGCAUUACUUUAUUUUGUACUUAGUAGUUUAAGUAGGUAACUUCAAAUCAAUUAAUUUAUAAUAAUUAUUUACAUAAUUCAGUGGUUAAGUGGGUCUAAAAAUGGUUCAAAUUUGGUUUCUUCCCAAAAUAGUGCACCUAGAACGCCAAGAGAUUCUGUAUAAUAUUAUAAAUUUUGGGUACAUUUAAAAUGUCGAGCUUGCAGCUAAAUAUAACAUAAAUAGAAAAUUAAAAUAAAUAGAGUUAUUCCUGAAAAGUAACUAUUGAAUGUAUAGCCUAACAGUUCUUAAUAUAAGUAAAUGUGAAUAAAAAAAUAAAAUAAAAAAAAACUAAAAAAAAUUAUAAAAGCUCAAAAAUAGAUGUGAUAUCGGUGUCGUAAAAUGUCCGUCUAUUAUGUAUCUAUAUACCAAUGUCUUUAGCUUAAGAUAGCAUAACAAUAAUUAUUAGGAUACACGUAUUUCUCGCAUUAUAAAAAUUAAAAAAAAAGAUAUGUGAUAUCUGUGUUCAGGUAUUAUAAUUGUUCUUAUAUAUUAAGGUGUUACUACUAAAGUAUUUCUCCUUAAUUAUUUAUCUUAUAUUUAAAAUUCUCGUGUCCCGCGUUUCUUACUAAACUCCUCCGACACGGCUACGCCGAAUUGUAUAAAAUUUUAUGUGCAUAUCGGGUAGGUCUGAGAUUUUUCAUGCCCCAAAAUGAUAAGGGUGACCCACCCCUAAAUAUUUUUUUUAUGUUUUUGACAAAAAAAUAUUUUUAUUUUAUUUCGAUUUAGGUAGCAUUAAAAGAUACAUACAACUUCAAAUUUUCACCCAUCUACGUUCAAACCUAUUUUUGUAUCGCGAUUUUUAUAUUAUUCUGUUCUGAUGGAAACAGAUCCGCAAUAGGGUUGCAAGAUGUCAUACGAA
Molecule: messenger RNA, 5477 nt
Organism: Leptidea sinapis
Lineage: Eukaryota; Metazoa; Arthropoda; Insecta; Lepidoptera; Pieridae
Product: peroxidasin-like
Exons: 7
Coding region: 18-4118 (1366 amino acids)
Biological process (GO): response to oxidative stress
Molecular function (GO): peroxidase activity; protein binding; heme binding
Source: RefSeq, a predicted model, not a curated record